UUUAAAGUCCUCCACUUUCCUUUCUCCUACAGUACCAUCUUCAUCAUCUCCUUCUUUUUUUCUAUAUAAAUCUUGUAACUCCUAUCUGCAAUUUUUUCUUUUCAUCUUCUCCCCCCCCUCUCUCUCUCUGUAUAUAUCCAAAAUAUAUAGAGAGAGAAAACAAGAUUUUCAAAAAAAAAAAAAAAAAAAAAAAAAAGAAUUAAGCAUAUGAGCCAAUAUUGUUGAAAUACAUUAAUCAAUUACAUAUCCAAAAUGUUGCCAUUUGAAAGCAUUCAAGAAGCAGAAAUGUCUCUGGGGAGGAACUUGACAUUUGCAGAGACAUUGUGGUUCAAAUACACAGCUGAUAAAUCAGAUUUGUAUCUUUAUUGUCACAACACCAUUUUCUUGAUCAUUUUUUACACAUUGGUCCCUUUACCUAUGGUGAUUAUUGAGCUACUAAGGUCCAAGAAGUUGGAAAUUUACAAGAUUCAACCCAAGAUCAGAUUUUCUUUAUCUGAAAUGAUGGAAUGCUACAGAAAAGUCCUUACCACUUUUGUAUUUGCUGUCAGUCCACUACAGUUCUUCUCUUACCCUAUUAUUCAGUGGGUUGGAAUAAGGACAAGUUUGCCCCUGCCAUCUGCAUCAGAAGUGUUCUGGCAAUUACUGGUUUAUUUCUUAGUUGAAGACUAUGCAAACUAUUGGCUUCACAGAAUGCUCCAUCAUUAUAAAUGGGGUUAUGACAAAAUACACAGAAUACAUCAUGAAUAUGUGGCCCCAAUUGGUUUUGCAGCACCUUAUGCUCAUUGGGCUGAGAUUAUUAUCUUGGGCUUGGCUUCUUUUCUUGGCCCACUUAUGGUCCCUUGUCACAUGUUUACCUUUUGGCUUUGGUUCGUCUUGAGGCAAAUUGAAGCCAUUGAAACUCAUAGCGGCUAUGAAUUUCCAUGGAGUCCUUCAAAAUAUAUACCAUUUUAUGGGGGAGCAAUAUAUCAUGACUAUCACCACUUUGUUGGGGAAAGUUGUCACAGCAACUUUGCUUCAGUCUUCACUUACUGUGAUUACAUCUAUGGAACCGACAAGGGGUACCGCUACCAGAAGGAAGUCUUCGAAAAGAGAAGAGAGAAGUUGAGAAGCAUGGAAGACAAUGUUAAUGGAUCUACAACUCCCUUCAAAUCUGAAUAAAUAAUGAAAUAACUUUUUGAACCUCUGCUUUUUUCAUGUGUAAUCUAUUUCUCUUUCUCUUUUGAGGACAAGUUUGUUUUAGUAAUAUGUUGGAUUAAGUGUGAAUGUGCUCCUCUAUCAGGCACUGCUGAGUGCUUGCAUAGUCUGUGUUUUUCAUGUUAGCUUAAUUAAGUAACAGUUGUAGUUCUAUGGCUAGUUUUAUAUGAGUAUAUGACUAUCUUUUGCAACGA
Nicotiana attenuata is the source of this 1388-nucleotide messenger RNA. RefSeq names its product methylsterol monooxygenase 1-1-like. Bases 253 to 1158 code for a protein of 301 amino acids. Gene Ontology annotation, biological process: sterol biosynthetic process. The transcript has 5 exons. NCBI's taxonomy places the organism in Eukaryota, Viridiplantae, Streptophyta, Magnoliopsida, Solanales, Solanaceae. Gene Ontology annotation, molecular function: C-4 methylsterol oxidase activity; iron ion binding. The record is from RefSeq and is a predicted model, not a curated record.